AUGACGACGCCUCGUCGCUCCUCUCGUGCUCGAACUUCCCAACCCUCGCCAGCAAUUCUUCAGCAUACAAACUCUUCAAGUUCUUCCAACUCGAUGACUCGAGAAAGAAGCACGAGGUCAAACCACAAGAAUCCCUCCCCUCACGGAUCCUCCACCCAACGAUCCCAGUCCAUUGACGAUGUGGAUAAAAGCGAUUUCCGCGAGACGCGGCAACGUCAACGCGCCCGAGGGGAUGAGGACAACGACCUCAAAAUUGCAAAUGGGGAGGAUGCUGAUGUGGAAGAAGACGAAGAAGAAGAAGAAGAAGAAGAAGAAGAGGUCACUCGCUGUCUUUGCGGACAACAGGAAUACCCGGGCCUACCCCCCUCUCGCCGCGAGGCCCUCGGUCGCAAUGGUGCGCGAGGUGCCAUCAAGGAUGAGAAUUCCUUAAAUUUAUCUGCAGAUCCGUCGGACCUGAUGUCAGACGAUAUGGGCAGCAUGUUCAUCCAAUGUGAUUCCUGCAAGGUCUGGCAGCAUGGCGGCUGCGUCGGGAUUAUGGAUGAAGCCAUGAGCCCCGACGAAUAUUACUGCGAAGAGUGCCGAAAGGACUUGCACAGAAUUAAAAAUGAGCCAAAUGGGCAGUUCUCAUCUACGUACCUCCCCGUCGCCCCUCCUCCUUCCUCAGCAGCCACUUCCCGAGCCUCCUCGCGAGAUAAUUCAAAGCGCACGAAGGACCAAAGACCGCGACAGAACGAUCCGAAUGCCAACCCUAAGCGUCGGUCUACCAUGAACAGUCGGGACGCAGCCUACGAUGAGGAAGAACAGCUGCGACGCGCGAUCGAGGAAAGCAAGGAAGAUAACAAGACUAGCCCCGUCGACGAUCCCGCAGCCCAGCGCCCUAAGAGAAGCCGAAGUGACAGUGAAGCACACAGACAAGCCGCAAAGCGACCACGUACAAGCUCACCAUCGCCCGAGAUCAACUCAAAGCAAAGCAAUCCGGCCUCCCCCCCGGCGUCGGAUGACGAAUCGAAAGCAAAAGCAAUCACCAACGGUACUAGGAGACAGAGGGCUGCCUCCCGUGGACAGCGCGACAAGGAUGUAAAGGAUCCGGAGGACCCUGAAUCAGAACAGACCGAUACUACAAACCGGAGGAAAGGAAGAAGUGACAAACGGAAGGGCGAUGGAGUCGAUUCAGAUCACGAGAUGGAGUCCCCGACAAAGCCUGCGGCGAACGAACCGGAGCCUCCACAACCAAGCCCUGAGACCUCCGUCGCUGCUCCAGAACCUGCACCGCCCCGUCCGUCCACACGCAAAUCCGGACGGCCACCUGCGCGUCGGGGUGGCCGAGUGGGACGGAAUCAAUACACCCGCGAUCGUGAUGUCAAUGGAACAGAUUCGAACGCGGGUAACUCCCCGCGACGAGGGCAAUCACUUGAUACAGGUGGAGACUCACCCAGAGUCGGCUCUGCCGGAACUCCUGUAAAUGGCACGGAUACUGGGAGGCCGAGCCGACCUCGUUACGUGAAUCAACGGACGACGAUGAACGAGAUGAAGAGACGUGUAGCAGCCAUUCUUGAGUUCAUCUCGCGGAUGCAGGUCGAAAUGGCCGUUGCGGGAGAGAGUACAACUCCUCCGGGGAAUGGCGAACGACCAAAUGGAACUACCCCAAGGGGUGCAGGAGAGCAAUCCGAGGGCGAGCCCUCCAACACGGUCACAGCAGGGUCUGGGCAGCUUCCCAGUGAUAUCAUCUCUUUGCCCGUCCAACUAUUACCGACAGAGAAAGACUUCAAGGACCUGAGCAGUGUUGAAAUGAUGGACGUGCUUACUCGCCAUCUCCUCAAGUGGCAGCAAGAAUAUGGCAAGUUCGGGGAACGGUGA
This is a messenger RNA of Aspergillus ochraceoroseus IBT 24754, 1857 nucleotides long. RefSeq names its product putative transcriptional regulator (Cti6). The transcript is spliced from 4 exons. Lineage: Eukaryota; Fungi; Ascomycota; Eurotiomycetes; Eurotiales; Aspergillaceae. Bases 1 to 1857 code for a protein of 618 amino acids. Gene Ontology annotation, cellular component: Rpd3L complex; Rpd3L-Expanded complex. The record is from RefSeq and is a predicted model, not a curated record. Gene Ontology annotation, biological process: negative regulation of rDNA heterochromatin formation; negative regulation of silent mating-type cassette heterochromatin formation.